CAGUACAGAGCCAGACACUGACAGAGAGACACAAAAAGCUCACAUCGUCCUGCUCACACAUCAACCAACCUUUUAACCCUACAGCAACUUUCUGGAUUGGAGAAACACACAGUGUCAUUAAUACAGAGGAACGAGGAACGAGGAUAGCGAGAGUGCACGAGAGGAGAACGCAACAUAUUUAAAAUGGCCAACACCGUAACGUUGCUGUGCUGUGUAGUGCUAGCUGCUGUGGUGGUGGCAUACGCGCAGAGACGCAACCAGACAGGGGCCAGUAUUCAGUAUGAGCGUAUGGAUGGGGACGUGACCAUGAGGUGUGGCUCUCUGGACAGCGAUGCCAGCGUGACAUGGAAGGUAAACGGGACAGAUGUGAAGGCACACCACCGGGAGGAGGGGUCUAGACUCAUACUGAUGGAGGUGGACCUCUCAAACAACGGACUUUACAGCUGUUUUCAGAACCCCAAUGGAGAACGACGGGACCAGAUCAACCUGCGCAUCGGAACCUCGCCUCGGGAACCCACGGUGACGUGUCGAUCCAACACCUACCCUAAAGGUUUCUACUGUAGCUGGCACCUUCAGCACCCCACCUCCAUACCCACAGAGUUCACCGUCACCGUCCAACACAACCAGGAGUCCCUAGAAGUAACAAGGGAUGUGGUCCAUAAGAACCGCUGCCACGUUCUGUUCCCUGAGGUGUUCAGUAGCUACCCCUACAGAGUCAACGUUACAGCUGUCAAUGCCCUGGGAAAAGCCUCCACCACCAUCACCUUUGAAGAGAUCAACAUAGUGAAACCAGACCCCCCUGAAAGGGUGGUGGCCACUCCCAUCCCCAGCAACGUGCGUCGUUUAGAGGUCACCUGGAAUAGCCCUUCUACCUGGCCUGAUGUAGAAAUCUUCCCCCUGAAGUACUUCCUGCGAUACAGACCCCUCAUCAGAGACCAGUGGCAACACGUGGAGUUGUCAGACAGUACGGCCCACACCAUAACGGAUGCGUACGCAGGGAAGGAGUACAUCAUCCAGGUGGCGGCUAAGGACAUGGAGAUCGGCACCUGGAGUGACUGGAGCGUCGCGGUGCACGCCACCCCCUGGAUGGACAAACCCCAACAGAUCCCCUCCACCACCGAGCAGGAACCACUCCUCGAGACUACACCCUCUCUGGCCCCUCCCUCAGCAGAGCCCCAUAGGGCAGGUGUCCCAGUGGGCAGAGCUUCAUCGUCCCGACACCUCCCCUCACCCCUCCUCUGGUCCUCCUGUCUGCUGCAAGUGGCCCUAACUCUGGCCCUGAUAUGAUUUAUUCCUGUGGAAGAACUUGAGGAGUCUCUUCUUCGUCUAUUUUGCACAUAUUAAUGGACAUCCUGCAUUGAUCAUUUAUUUCAAGUUUCACACAACGUUAAAUAGAAAGUGAAGAUGUGAUGAAGUGAAAGUUCAAAUAAAAGUUUUCUACAGAAAAAACCCCAUCAACUACUCACAACAACAACAGCAGGUACUAACAGCAGAACUACAGUACUGCACAGAAGCAGACAUCAUUGAUUGGACAACACAGAAGCAGACAUCAUUGAUUGGACAACACAGAAGCAGACAUCAUUGAUUGGACAACACAGAAGCAGACAUCAUUGAUUGGACAACACAGAAGCAGACAUCAUUGAUUGGACAACACAGAAGCAGACAUCAUUGAUUGGACAACACAGAAGCAGACAUCAUUGAUUGGACAACACAGAAGCAGACAUCAUUGAUUGGACAACACAGAAGCAGACAUCAUUGAUUGGACAACACAGAAGGAGGACUGUGUCUCCAUGGAGCUCCAGGCUUGAUAGUGGAUCUGAGACUGUUCAGACUUCUCCUCAGCAGCACAGUGGACUGAUUCCAUUCUCCAAGUAAAAAAACAAAACACUUUUUCAUUCAUUAUUCAGUGAAUUUGAAGACACUUGUAAGAGAUCCAGAGAUCCCCUUUGUGGUGGCAUACAGCUAACUCAUCAUGCCAAAGACUUGUCUUGGAGAAGGUUUCCCACAAUCCUCAGCUUCCUUAAGCCUGUGCCUGUGGAGAAGGGAUGGAACCCAGAGAAUUCCAGGAUUCUGUAUCUUACAUCCGACAACCAACAUGACAUCACGAUAUAAGCAACAACACAUGACAUAAACAACAACACAUGACAUAAACAACAACACAUGAUAUAAACAACACA
Oncorhynchus gorbuscha (pink salmon) is the source of this 2177-nucleotide messenger RNA. Its product is annotated as ciliary neurotrophic factor receptor subunit alpha-like. The transcript is spliced from 9 exons. Gene Ontology annotation, biological process: cytokine-mediated signaling pathway. Lineage: Eukaryota; Metazoa; Chordata; Actinopteri; Salmoniformes; Salmonidae. Gene Ontology annotation, cellular component: signaling receptor complex; external side of plasma membrane; membrane. The record is from RefSeq and is a predicted model, not a curated record. Gene Ontology annotation, molecular function: cytokine receptor activity; cytokine binding. Bases 184 to 1287 code for a protein of 367 amino acids.